Molecule: messenger RNA, 2183 nt
Organism: Neurospora tetrasperma FGSC 2508
Lineage: Eukaryota; Fungi; Ascomycota; Sordariomycetes; Sordariales; Sordariaceae
Exons: 3
Coding region: 66-1124 (352 amino acids)
Source: RefSeq, a predicted model, not a curated record
CCUGAGCCCCUUCGAUAUCCCUUCUUCCCGACCUUAUCCCUCGAGCGCGUCCUGCGCGUCAAAUUAUGAGGCUCCCCAGUCUCACUCUUCUCGUCUCUACCUGGGCAUGGGCCUGUUGCGCCCUCGUCAUCGACACCGCAUCUUUGGGUCUUGACAAUAACCAGAUAGCCCAGCGCGCCGACCCAUCGCUCGCCGGAUACUUGGGGGUCUUCUUUCUCGGCGCCGAUCCAUACGUCUACUUCUACCUCAGCAACGGCAACAAUCCCAUAUCUUUCAAGGCUUUAAACAAAGGCUCGCCAAUCUUCAAGCCGACCAAGGGGACAGGAGGUGUUCGGGAUCCGACUAUCGUUCCGGGUGGAGGUAGCGAGGCAGGGAAGAAGUGGUAUAUCAUUGGGACGGAUUUGAACAUUGGAAAGACAACAUGGGACGCAGCACAACGAACAGGCUCCAAGGGAAUCUUUGUCUGGGAAAGCACCGAUCUCAUCAACUGGGUCAAUGAGAGACUUGUGAUCGUAGAAGACAAUACGGCCGGCAUGGUAUGGGCACCUGAGGCGAUUUGGGAUCCGGCAAAGGGUCAAUAUCUCGUCCAUUGGGCUUCCAAAUUUUACUCCUCCUCCGACCCCUCCCACACCGGCACCCCCUCCUCCACCAAGAUCCGCUACGCCUACACCUCCGACUUCCGCACCUUUUCCACUCCCCAGACGUACAUCGACCGAUCCCCAACCAACAUCAUCGACCUAACCAUUCUUCCUCUCAACAACUCUUCCUCCUCCUCCUACCUCCGCUUCAUGAAAGACGAAUCCCUCAAGACCGUCUUCGUCGAAACAUCCACCACCGGUCUUUUUGGUAGUUGGACCCGCGUCGGUGGUGCCUCAGCCAUUAUCGAAUCGGGAGUAGAAGGUCCCGCGGCGUAUUGGGAUAAUACCAUUCCCGGCAAAGUCCAUUUGCUAUUAGACUUUUAUGGGAGUGAUGGGUAUCGACCGUAUGAGAGUACGACUCCGGAAAGGAAUAGUGGUGGGUGGACGGCGAGUUCGAGGACGGGGUGGCCGACGGGGUUGAGGCAUGGGAGUGUACUGCCUGUGGAUGGGACGGUUUGGGAGAGGUUGAAUGCUAGGUGGGGUUGAUGAUCAAAACAAUGAAUACCUACCAAAAAAAGGAGGUGGGUUGGGAUGGGGAGUGAAAUGGGACUGGGACUGGAACUGGAUGAGAAUUGAACGUGAAGGGGAAAAGAGGGAUGGAUGUUGGAGUCGUUGUUGAAAGGGGACGAAAACAUCAUGCCAAGCAUCGCAACCUGUGACGACCUGAAUGGCCCCGUGCCUUCCACAACAACACGGCAAAAAACACAAAAAAAAAAAACUUGCCCCAGUCGGUCACGAACGGGUCGCGUCUCGGGCAGAGGACAGAUGCACCGAGCUGGCGCGACAGGUGUAGCAGGUGGGCUGUCACUCCACGCCACUACGCCAUGCACCACUAAUUCCACGACCCGUUGCUAUUCUGUUCGUCCGAUCGCCUUAUCAAGUCUUGCUCAAAUGGUCGUUGCAUUGGAUAUAUUUACAAUUGUCGUCAAACAUGUGUUUUCUCCCACUGUCUGCAAGAUGCGCGUCUUCCAUUCAUUCUGUUUCCGUUACCGUCUCGUGCGAUGUAUGUCCGACUGUACACUACUACUUUCCAGAACAGAACAAGAUCAACUAAACAAAAAUCAGAUAUCCUCCCACCAAGCUCUCCCAAGUAACUUUUUCCAAAAUCAGUUUGUUUGCACAUUCGCGUUCUUUUUUUGCUUUUCAGAUGAGUUCCACUUGAUAACCAUGAUAGAGGAAAACAAGACGAGAGAGAGUGAGUUUCAAGGAAAUGGGGUAUCGUUCCCACCACCAGUUAUCAGCGAUCACCGAAAACAACCAGACCGUUCCAGAUGAACAACAGAGGGUACCGCCGCCAGCCGCCAUAGGGUGACAACCACCAUUGACGCCGUUUUUCUAUUUUCCUAAACCAACCAACGAGCAAAGACGUAACGUAAAGGAGGCAACAUGAAAAAGGACGAAAGGCGAAAGGGUGAAAUAAAGAUGAAGCAUAAAAAAGGGUAGAGAGGAAAGAAAAGCAAUGUGAAGUGAAAGAGAAGAGCAAGAGGAAGAGCAAAGCAAAGCAAUUACUAAAUCUUUUUUCUCGGCAACAUCCUGUGCGCCAGC